AUGCUGAAAGAUGGCGAUGGUGACCCUCAACAGCGGAUGAUCAAGUCCAAAGGUGACUCAAUCCCGAGUAUGUACGUGGACUCUAAUCUACUGGCGAGAAGUAUCAUAAACUCUGGACAUACCAAAAGGGGUACAACACUAGAAUUAACUUCAGAGGCCAAAGGGGCUACUACACUUGACUCUUCAGGGGGUAAGGUGUACGAGAUAAGCGGCGAAUUCUUCGAGGAACUGGAAGAAGGCUCCGAGGAAGAGUACGUGUGGUUUGAGAUGGAGACAGACUCAGAAAUGGACGUGUAUUCGGAUAUCAGCGAUAGCACCCCACUGGUAGCGCUGACGAUCCACGAGGUCCACGGCGGCGUCAUAGUCAACUCUGAAGUGUUCCUCACCGAACAGCAGUGGCACACGCUGGUGAGGACUGGUGAGGAGCUUUAUUGCGCCGUGUGCAAUGACCUCUGUCCGCUUGAUGGGUACACUGUUCACACGAGCUCGAAGGGACAUGCGCGGAAUUUGGAAGCCCACCUCCCAUUGGACCUCUACGACUUAUCAAUCAUCAGAAAGAUUGGUGGCAUGUACCACUGCGGCGUCUGCAACGAGCUCUUCGACGGCGGCGAACUCGACGAGCACCUGGAGUCGAAGAGCCACGAGGAACAGAUGCUGACCGCCAUGAACAAAGUGUCGGACAUAAUGUACGAAGGCGAACAAUUUGAUGGUCAAUCGCCGAAGGGCCUACUCGAGUUCGACCUGGACGGCGGUGAUCCGGAGGAAGACGACUUCGGUGGCUUCUACGAUGACCUCACUACUUGCUCCCGCCGGAUGGAUUACGCCUCCAGACCCAUAAAUCUGGCCCUGGCCGCGGGGCUGUUGCCCCGGUUGCCCUCCACUAAAUCCGGCCCUGUGUGCUGCCCGCAGCCGCCGGCGCACUGCAGCGAUUCCGACGGCGCGGACGAGGGCGCCACUUACGCGUCUAUUGCCGGCUCGCCCAGCAGGGCCCCGAAGUACAUAGAGGUGGAGCUCGGCACCCGGAAGGCCUGGGUCCAGCCGGAUACCUGGCACAUGCUGCUCGCGCCGCGCCCGAACCGGUUCUACUGCAUGGUCUGCCGCGCGGAGGGCCACAAGCGGCGGAAGCUGGACCACUGCAGUGAAGACCGCCACCUGUCAAACCUGAUGAAGUGUACCGUGGUCAAGAAGUACAAGCGGCACCUUGUCAGGAGGAUCGACCACAGGCUGCUCCACUGCGCCCACUGCAACAACCUUCAGCUGGUAAGCGACAUGGACGACCAUCUAGAAGCGAGGCACCCCAUCGUCAAGAACAAGAACAUGACGGAGCCGCACGGAAACUCCGCCGCCGUGCAAGACAAGGCGACGCUUUCGAACGGGCAAAAGAAAAUCCCCAAACCCCAGACCGCAACCCAACCCCCCGGA
Iphiclides podalirius (scarce swallowtail) is the source of this 1422-nucleotide messenger RNA. NCBI's taxonomy places the organism in Eukaryota, Metazoa, Arthropoda, Insecta, Lepidoptera, Papilionidae. The record is from the annotation of a GenBank genome assembly.